Trypanosoma rangeli is the source of this 492-nucleotide messenger RNA. RefSeq lists its product as uncharacterized. Bases 1 to 492 code for a protein of 163 amino acids. NCBI's taxonomy places the organism in Eukaryota, Euglenozoa, Kinetoplastea, Trypanosomatida, Trypanosomatidae. The transcript has a single exon. The record is from RefSeq and is a predicted model, not a curated record. Gene Ontology annotation, cellular component: cytoplasm.
AUGAAGGUGUCUUCCUUCAUCUCACAGUUAAGGCCAGGGUGGUUUCACCUCACCGUACACGCCAAACCAGGCGCAAGGAGUUCAUCCUUGGCAUCUAAACCUGCCGUAACGGAUGCAGCACUUGAGGUCCGCGUCGGAGCACCACCCACAGAAGGAAAAGCCAACGUUGAACUCAUCCACUUCAUGCAGAUGAUCCUUGAGCAAGAACUGACGCGGUUGCGCACGGUGCAGCAGCACACACUGAAGGAAGGCAAUGUGGAGACGAUGAACUGCCCUCAUGAGGGCCUUUCAAAAGGGGGCCGGAAGAAAACGAACAUCAAAGCGAAGAAAAAAAAUUCAGACGCAAAGACGGAAUGCCCUUUAAAGCUUCCAGACAAAGUACGGGUGUCAAUUGUGGGUGGGGCAACUGCUCGACAUAAGACGCUAGAGGUGGCGUUCCCAGGGACGGAAGAGGAACUAAUCAGUGUGUUAACCUCUGCGUUCAUGUCUUAA